Molecule: messenger RNA, 2349 nt
Organism: Archocentrus centrarchus (flier cichlid)
Lineage: Eukaryota; Metazoa; Chordata; Actinopteri; Cichliformes; Cichlidae
Product: carcinoembryonic antigen-related cell adhesion molecule 1-like
Exons: 11
Coding region: 243-1121 (292 amino acids)
Cellular component (GO): membrane
Source: RefSeq, a predicted model, not a curated record
ACAAUAUAAUAACUUUUUUGUUAUAUUAGCGUUAGUGUUCAUUUUAAAUAGGGGCAUGCCCAGGCUGAGGCGGAGACUCGCAGCCUGCUUUCACUUUCAGCCUUUUCCGGCUCCUGUCCGGUGUUUAUGCUAGCAUUACGGAGCUCUGUGCAUUUGGCCUUUGACGAAAGAAGUUAUUUGGCAUGUUUGUCGGGACUUCCAGCAGAAGGAGCCUGGACUUUUCUUCGUUUCUGGCCGUUUAAAUGAUGAAGAUGCGGCCUUCAGAUGCGCCCAUUGUGUGGCUCGGCUGGUUUGUGGUCUUUCUGGCUGCUGUGUCGGAAACUGAAGAGACUCUAAUCUAUGGAAAGGUGGGAGGUGAAGUUGUCCUCAGACCACCUGCUGGCUCUGUGACUGAACCCAUCAAACAAAUAUUGUGGACAGAAGGUGUUAACAAGGCCAUGGAGUGGGAUGGAGCGGGCAUGCCUGUAGAUGCCUUUCGUCACUUUAAAGGUCGCUGCCAGCUAAACACCUCCACUGGUGAGAUGACAAUCAGGGGAUUGUUGCCUAAUGACAGCAAAUCAUACACACCAGAGAUCAACAACAAAGUGUUAGCUGUAGUUCACCUCAUCGUCCUGUUUCCCGUCUCCGUACCCACUGCUAUUGCAUCCUGUGAUGAGAGCACAUGCGACUUGACCUGCAAAGGAAACACUACAGGAGCCGACCCAGUCACCUACACGUGGACGUCAGACAAUAAUGUGGUGCAUAAUUCAUCUGAGAAUCAAUAUACUGUUCAUAAGGAGAACAUUUCAAGCAGUAACGAGUUCAUCUGUGAGAUGAAAAACCCCGUCAGCCAGGAGAGGAGCGACCCAGUCUCCAUCGCUUUCAUCUCUCCACCUGAAAGGGGUCCGAAAAUUUCCACAGGAAUUACAGUGCUCGCCGUGCUGCUGGCUGCCGUCUUGCUGCUGGUUGCCUUUCACAAAUGGAAAACAGGAACCUGGUUCUUUGACAAAGACUCCAUGCCUUGGGAAGCAGAUUUCUGGAGGAAGAGCGAGGCCCACAGAAGAGAAGCUCCUGCGUCUAAUGGCACCUCUGCUCAACACAAUGAAAAUGCUGAAGAGGAGACGCCAAUGAAAACAGGCUAAACAUCAAGAGAGGACCAUCCAAGAUCGGGGGAGAUCGAGACCGAAACUGAAAGUGUUUUUAAAAAAAUCAAGAAGUGCAGAUGUACGGUGGAAGUUAACUAGCACUGGAGAUCCGAACCACACAAAACCACCGACAGGAUCCGAGUUUUGUAUCCGUACAGAAACUCAAACAAAUCGUGUAUCUUUGACGCCAUUAUCAGACUUUUUGAUCAUCUCGUACCCUCCGUUGUUGCUGUGAACACAUUUAAUCAGACGUUUCAAACUGGACACUUUCUUUUUCUUUUUUCUUUUUUUUAACUUUAUCCUCCCUAAACCCGGUGGGAAGUUUUGUAAGUCAGUAGCUUUUAUUAUUGAAGACGCUACAGUAGGUAGAUGUUAAGCUUGAAUGAAAGAAGAGGAGGCACGACGGCUGCAGUGGAAUAGAAUAAGAGCUGCUGCCACUGAGAGAAGUUAUGAUGCUUGAAGCAGAUCUCAGAUCUCCAUCAGAUUGUUUCAGGAUUUCCAGAGAAGGUUUAAACAAUAAAAGGAAGCCCAGAAAAGUGCGGUUUCCUCUGACUGGCUGCAUACCUGACACCAAAUGGCACAUCAAGCACGUUAAAGCCACGGCUGGGGGGAUGAUUUCUGGGGUGAUGCAGCCUCACAGGAUGGUGGGGAGGACCUUAAACUGACAACGCGGGAGGGGAAAAAAAAAAAAAAGGACGCCAUUGUUUGCUUUGACCCACGGGGUCAAACAACAGUCAGUGCUUUGUACAGUUCACUAUGCAUGUGUGCGAGCUGUUGAGAAACUUGAAGCAAGCACAAGGUCAGUCUACAAUCUUUUAGUUUGGUUUUAUUUUACUUACAUGUUUUAUUUCUUCUUUGAACACAGGUCUCAUUUAGCUCAUCCUCUGUGUUUAAAUACAUUUUAAUUCUGUUUGUCAAAAUGCUUUUUGUCUCCUUCCAGCUUAUUGUCUGCACAUUGCAGAGGAUGUAGGUGAUGGGUUACUUUUUCAUUAUUCAUUUUAUUACUAAGCAAUACACUUUUGUCAGACAGCGCUGCCUACCUGGAACUCAAAUAUGAGCUGUUGUGCAUUCACUCCUGCGAGUCCAGAUAUUAAAUACUUACAAGCACUGAGAUGUUUUUUUUAUCCCCCUGGGUUUGUAUUUAUUGUGACUCAAUGUAUGAGGAUGGAAUUUGUGUAAAUACAAGUAUUUGUAGUGUUUUUAAGAGCUGUAUUUAAUAAAAACU